Macroventuria anomochaeta is the source of this 2593-nucleotide messenger RNA. RefSeq lists its product as uncharacterized. The record is from RefSeq and is a predicted model, not a curated record. The transcript is spliced from 2 exons. Lineage: Eukaryota; Fungi; Ascomycota; Dothideomycetes; Pleosporales; Didymellaceae. The coding region runs from base 275 to 2593 and encodes 772 amino acids. Gene Ontology annotation, biological process: endoplasmic reticulum to Golgi vesicle-mediated transport; protein localization to phagophore assembly site. Gene Ontology annotation, cellular component: TRAPPIII protein complex; cytoplasmic vesicle; phagophore assembly site.
GGAGCGACAGUAAAGGCAAAGCGCAAGAACCGGAGGGGUAUAGCUAGGGUGGUGGAGUGUUGAUGGAGAUGCCGCAGUCCGUCCAGUCAGAAAGCUGAGUGGCCGCAACCACCAUCGUCACCUUACAGCGCACGCCGGUACCAACAAGCACCCUGCACGCCGUUGAAGCCGCCUACGACCGCCGUGUACCUACCACAGAGCCAGAAUACAUGCCGACAGCCCCAGACCACCCGCGCGCACUCAAAACCCCACGGGCGCCCCGCCCUAGCCUUUCAUGACGCCGCCGCAAGAUGCCAUGCCCAAGCCCCCAAACUUCCCGCAGAAUGUAGAAGCCUCCGCCAUACUACCCAAGCAGCGCGCGUCGCCUGCGUCUUCUCUGGCGUCGCUGCCCUAUCGCCGGUCGAACCCGAGCCUCUCCAAGCUAUUCGAAUCGACCACGAGCAUCUCGACCCCUAGCAACUCGCGCCCUAGCUCGGGUACCGCGACACCGACUGCAUCCACCGUACCUGGCUCUGUCUUCUCGCCCGGAUCACGGUCUGGUGGAACAAGAACGCCUACCAGUCUGCCGCCAGGCGUGUCAGACGAGUACCGGACGCUCAUACAGCGCGCAUUCGUGCCACAUAUUGCAGUAUUGGCAGAUGCUGAGACCGAGGCGUUGAUCAGGGGCAAGGGGCUGGACGGCGGUUUCUUGGAGCUACUGAGGCCUUUUGGAGAGCAGGUACCCGGCAAGGUAACCAUAAGAGAUAGCAUUGGCGCAAGCAAGAGCCAUGACGACUUUGGUGUACGCUUCGUAGGUGUUGAAGAUGCAUACCCGGACCUGCGAGGUGGUCAGAGAGCAUCUGCAGAGCCCACACGGCGGCCACGGCGUACAGGCGGAGACGUACCGCAGAUAGAGGAAGUGGUGGACCGACACUUGCAGUAUUCGGAGUUCAAUCGUCAGGAUCCGAAUACAGACUACAUGAACAAGAGAGAGCCAGCUGCGCACACCGAGGACGCUGGAUCACCGUUCUACACCCUCUACCUGCGGCGACUGCUCUCAGGUCUACCAAUCGUGCCCCACGAAACAUUUGCACACCCUGUGGCUGGCAUAAUAGCGAUCAGCUCGUCAAACCCACAUCCAAUUGAAGAGCUGCGAAGGCUGUACAACAGACAGCAUGAUGGGGAUCUGCGCUUUCCGCAAUGGGUGGAGAAUGACUUUCUGCGGUACUACGUUCUUGUGCACGAUGAAGAGAACGGGGAUAUCGCAAAGUCAAAUCAAACGUUCGACUCGAUGAAACGACAUUUCGGUCUGCAUUGUCACCUACUUCGACUCAAGAGUCAGGAAUGCAUACCAUCAGACGACGACAGCGUGCGGUUACCAACUUGCGAAUGGAUGUCUGCUGGUGAAGAGCUAGCAGAGAUCCAGAAGCGAGAAACCACAGACGACAUCACCGACCCAACACCGUACUUCCCUGACUCUGACAUCAGCAGCCUGCGAACUUUCAUCCGUGAGCUCGUCACCCAAUCUAUAAUACCCAACAUGGAGCGCAGCGUGGCAACCUGGAACGAGCAAAUCCUCUCCCGCCGCCGUGGUUUGUCAGGCCGCUUCAUGUCCCUCUCCAAGCGCUGGACACCCUUUGGCAGCUCCCGCAACAGCGCCUCUGCCUCUCCCUCCUCAAACUCCAACUACGACAGCCUCCAAGGCUUCUACCGCCCCGACGCGCCCGAAGCCAUCAUGCGGCGACUCGCAGACUACUGCUUCAUGCUGCGCGACUGGAAACUCGCACUCUCCACCUACGACAUCCUGCGCAUCGACUUCCAAAAUGACAAAGCCUGGCGGCACUACGCAGGAGCAAGCGAAAUGGCCGCUCUAUCCGCGCUCAUGGUGCCAACACCCAUGAGCUCGAAGAACCGGUCCGAGAACAUAGAUGCCUGGAUCGAAGCCGCAUCGUACUCCUACACCGACCGCCAGCGCAGCGCAGCGCCCUACUACGCCCUCCGCACCCUCGCCCUCUCCACCGAACUGCUCCGCCUACGAGGCUCCAGUGCCGCCGACGACGCCGCGCGCUGGGGGACCCGCAUCCUCGAGACAGGUCUCGUAGGCAAUAUCGGCCACGCGCUGGUCACAGAGCGCAUAUCAGCCUGCUACAGCAUACGCACGGGCAUCGGGAUAUACCGGCUCGGCAACCGACGGAGGAAGGCUGCGCUCUGGGCGGUGCUGGCCGCGGAGGCGUGGUGGCGGUUGGAGCGCAGUCAGCAGGCGGAGGAGUGUCUUGAUAAUGCGCUACGGCUGUACAAUACACGCGCGGAGACGAGGGAUGGUGGGGCGGUGAAAUUGCCGUUUGAGGAGAUGCAGAGGUUUGUUGAUGAGUCGAGACAGCAGAUUCUGGGCUUAAGGUUAACGAAUCAGGGGUUCAUUGAAGGGCGGGAUGAGGAAGAGGGGGGUGAGAAGGGAGAAGGGGAGGUUGAGGAGGUCGCUGAGACGCUGGAUAAGAGUCCACGGGCGCACAGGAAGAGCUUGCUAAACCCGGUACAAGGAGGAGAUGCGGGACCGCUCAGUCCGGUACUGGAGAGGGGUGAGAAGAGCGAUCCUCUUGCUGAGGGGUUUGAGUGA